AUGUCACCAUCUAGGUACUACCCUCGUCCAGGCUCUCACCUUCCCCAGACAGAUGGCCCUGCAAGCCGUCACUCUUCGCCGGGACCGGCUCCCAAGUCCCAGACGCCCCCGACUACCCCGCCGCCCUCUCUAGACUACGCCCCGCGAGCGUCGGACGACAAGGCCCUGACGGCGUUUGCGCAGUUGGGAGCGCUGCGUCUGAAUGCGCGGAGAUGUCUCAUAUCCUUCUUCGACAGGACCGACUGCUUCCUCCUCGCCGAAGCCACGCGCACUCUGUCGUUACAGACUGGCGAGCCCGAAUUCGAAGACGACCGUUUGUGCUUCGGCACCACCAUCUUCCCCAAAGAACAGAGCCUCUGUAACUACACCGUCAACCUCGCUCCCAAAUACAGCACGCUCCCUCUCGACGAUCCGAGCGACCUUCCUUCCCUCGUCGUCAACGAUCUCAGCAAAGACAAACGCUUCUGCAACUUUCCCUUUGUCCAGGGCCCACCAUACUCGCGUUUCUAUGCCGGAGUACCGAUCCGCAGCCCAAGCGGCCACAGCAUCGGCACAUACUGCGUUCUGGAUGAGAACCCGCGGGACGGCUUGUCGCCGCAUCAGCUCGCUUUCUUGAAGAGCAUGGCAGGCACAGUGAUGCGGCACUUGGAAAGGACCAGGGCAGCGGAAGAUCAUCGCCGGGCCAAGAUUAUGGUCAAGAGUCUGGGAUCCUUUGCUGAAGGGAAGAGCGGCUUGGAGAACUGGACCGUCGAUCCCUGGGAUCAGGAGACGGGGCAGUCGUCAGGUCUACCAGAUGCGAUCAUACCCCAGCGCCAGCGUCCUUCUGCCAAUUCCGACGCUGCGCAAGAUCCAGUCGUGCUCAAUGGAAACAUAGAUCCGGCCAUGAGAAUUCCGAAGGACACUCCACCUGCAACCGGUGCGCCUCCGAGUUUAGUCAACGGAGAGACAGUCGAUACUAUGCGUCCGGAGAUGACUACUACGACGUCGUCCACUUCCACGAAAGGCUUCACCAAGACUGAUCAAAAGGAUAGAGUGGCCCCAGAACUGAGGGCUCACUUCACACGGGCAGCGAACAUGAUCGUAGACUCAACGGAGGCAGAAGGCGUGGCAUUCUUUGACGCAAAAAUCAGUACCUUUGGAGGUCUUGUCGACGAUGACUUUGAUCCCGAUCAGCUACCUGAGCCGGACAAACCUUGCGAUAUAUUAGGGGCGGCGCUUUGCAGAACCGAUCGCGACACGAAGCCGCUACCCAACACCGGAGAAUGCAUCUCAGAAAGUGUUCUUAGACACCUCCUGCGACUCUAUCCACAUGGCCAGAUUUUCCAUCUCGACGACGAUCCUGCAACUCCUUCGGUCGCCUCGCCAUCGACAGCUGGCGUGGACGAAGUCGAGUCAGCCGACGGGUUUCCGUUCAGUACACCGCGCAAAACAGAAUCUACCAGAAGCUUGGAUGACGAAGCUUACUUGAGGAGGGUUUUUCCGACCGCUCGGAGUUUGAUACUCUAUCCACUGUGGGACCCACAUCGCGAACGUUGGUUUGCCACGGCUGUCAUCUGGAGCUCGGAACCGAAGAGAAUCUUCACGACCGAACAGGAGCUCAGCUACCUGGCAGCGUUCAGCAACUUUGUCAUGGCUGAGGUCGCUCGUCUAGACACAAAACUAGCUGAUGCUGCAAAGGCCGAUUUCAUCUCGUCGAUAAGCCAUGAGCUGCGGUCACCACUGGUUCUUGACUUUGCCAAAAUCAACAAUUUGACCCGGGGAGUUUCGAAGCGCCAGAAGAAGCGGACACAGAGCGCGAAGCAUAUGAUCAGUCCGGGCCAAGCUCAUACCAAUGAUAUCAUGACACUAAUCAACGACGUCGAUAUGAGCAUUUUGACAGAAGAUGUGGUCGAGAGUGUCUUCGCAGGCUACACCUACGCGAAGACGUCUGCUCAAACAUACGAGUUAACCGCCUCUAAAGUAAACAAACCGCCGAUAUCUAUCAUUCUCGACAUCAAUCAGAGCGACAACUACGUCUUUCGCACUCAGCCUGGCGCAUGGCGGCGAGUCAUUAUGAACCUGUUCGGCAACAGCCUGAAAUAUACACCGGGUGGGUACAUCAAGGUGAAACUUGAGGUUAAGCGGAAGCCUGAAGACGAGGACGAGACCUGCGAGUUUCGGUUCUCGGUGACCGACUCUGGUAUUGGAAUGUCAGAGGACUAUAUCAACAACAGGCUCUUCCACUCCUUUGCGCAGGAAAACCCUUUAAGCCAGGGCACAGGUCUAGGUCUUUCGAUCGUCAAACAGAUUGUGGAAUCUCUGGGAGGCGAGGUAGAAGUGCGUAGUGAGAAAGACCGCGGCACCAAGUUUACAGUCACAUGUCCAUUGAAAGAGUCACGAAUGUCUCCCAACUUCUGUGCAACCGGUCCAGAAGGAGAGAAAGAUCUGCAGCUACAACAGGUCACCAAGCGCACCAAGGGUCUGAAAGUGAGGUUUGACGGUUUCAAUGAGGAAGAGGAGUAUCAUGUUAGAGAUUUGAAGAACAAGACAGCGUCGAAGCUAUCGUUAAAGGCGCUCGACAGCCUUUGUGCUGAGUGGUUCGGCAUCGAAAGAUGCGAGGAGGGCGACAAUGCGGCCGAACCAGACCUGAUCAUCGCUACCGAAACCUGCGCCAAAGCGUUACGGACUACGUACAGCCAGUCUCCCGGUCGAGUGUCUCCAACCCCUGUUAUAGUCGUGUGCCAGGGCGCCGCAGCAGCACAAUCUACAACAGCCAUUACGGUGCCGGGGAUCAUCUUCGAAUGUAUCGGCCAGCCCGUCGGACCCCACAAGAUGUCGAAGGCUCUAGCCUCAUGUCUCGAUCGACACGCAAGACGCGCCGAGACACAAAAAAUGGACGUCAAGUUGAUGAUCCCACGGAUAACAGAGCUCAGUUUAAAAGAGGAAGCAACUCCCCGUCGCACCGACCACCUGCAUGUCGUAGAGCCAUCUCGACCGCAGCUCACCAGCAUUAGUAGUGCUCCCGAGAUACGCUCAAUCAACAACAGCCCACCCCGAACAUCCAAAUACCUGAAACCCUCGCGCGCACUGCGCUGUCUCUGCGUAGACGACAACCCCAUCAACCUCCGCCUGCUGCGAACCUUCGUCGACAAGCUUGGCCACCAACACGUGCUCGCCGCCGACGGCCUCGAAGCACUCGAAGCCUACAAAGCCGCCAGCGACGAAGACUCGCGCAUCGACGUCGUCCUCAUGGACAUCAACAUGCCCAUCAUGGACGGCCUCGAAGCCACCCGCCAAAUCCGCGCCCACGAAAUCCGUUCCAACCUCCCCAAAGUCACCAUCAUCGCCCUCACCGGCGUCGCCGAUACAGACAUCCAACAAGAAGCCAACUCCAGCGGCAUCAACCUCUUCCUCAUCAAGCCCGUCCGCCUCGCUGAUCUCGAAGUUAUUCUGAAGGGCGUGGUUACCGGCCAGGACAAAGCGAACCUAGAGCUUGAAGCAGAGAAAGAGCGAAUUAAACAGGCGGAAGCAGAUGCUAUCCUCAAAGUCGAGAGCGUGGACGAGAAAACACGCAGUAUCAACGUGGGUGUUGCGGUCGUCAAGGGCGAGGACGAUAUACAGAAGGCGGUUAAAGUGUUCGAGCACAAGAAGAGUGCGUCGGUGAUAUGA
Alternaria viburni is the source of this 3648-nucleotide messenger RNA. RefSeq lists its product as uncharacterized. The record is from RefSeq and is a predicted model, not a curated record. The transcript is spliced from 2 exons. NCBI's taxonomy places the organism in Eukaryota, Fungi, Ascomycota, Dothideomycetes, Pleosporales, Pleosporaceae. Gene Ontology annotation, molecular function: histidine phosphotransfer kinase activity; protein binding; phosphorelay sensor kinase activity. Bases 1 to 3648 code for a protein of 1215 amino acids. Gene Ontology annotation, biological process: protein autophosphorylation; phosphorelay signal transduction system.